Messenger RNA from Trachymyrmex septentrionalis, 438 nucleotides. RefSeq lists its product as uncharacterized. Bases 10 to 438 code for a protein of 142 amino acids. The transcript has a single exon. Lineage: Eukaryota; Metazoa; Arthropoda; Insecta; Hymenoptera; Formicidae. The record is from RefSeq and is a predicted model, not a curated record.
GCUGCGGGAAUGACUCCAGGAGAGCUGUACUUCGCUCAGAAUCUUUGUUUGCCCGCCGAUUUAUUACGUGGCAGUUUUCCUAAAACUGAGGAGGUUAAUUCUCUUGAGGACUAUUUAGGAAAAGUGAAAAGAAAGUUAGAAGAGAUCCAUAAAACUGUAAGGAAAAGAGUAGAUAUCAGAUCUUCGCAAACAAAAUCCUGGUACGAUCAAAAAGCCAGGCAAAUCCAUUUUAAGGAAGGGCAGAAGCUCUGGCUGUAUAAUCCUCGGAGGAAAAAAGGAAGAACACCAAAGUUACAGAGCAAUUGGAAAGGUCCAUAUUAUGUAGUUAAGAAAUUAAGUGCCAGUAUAUACUGUAUUCGCAAGUCGAACAAAUAUAAAAAUAAAGUAGUACAUUCAGAUAGACUAGCACCUUAUGCGGAAAGACAAUCGGAUUCAUAA